Messenger RNA from Penicillium samsonianum, 2067 nucleotides. RefSeq lists its product as uncharacterized. The record is from RefSeq and is a predicted model, not a curated record. The transcript has 2 exons. Bases 1 to 2067 code for a protein of 688 amino acids. Lineage: Eukaryota; Fungi; Ascomycota; Eurotiomycetes; Eurotiales; Aspergillaceae.
AUGCGCAACCUUUUUAAAAGCAAGUCGCCUUCGAAUCGGACAAGUCAUCAUUCCAUGCGCAGCGCCGAACAGUUGGCCCGCCCCGCGUUUGCUCCACCGGACCCCAACAUAACCGAUUCAGACCGGCGCUUUUCACAAUACGAGUACUCUGGUCCUGUACAGAAUCAGCCUCAGACAUUAAAUCGGUCACAAAGUCAGCGUCAAAAACCUUUGCGUGACCGACCGACCGUCAACGUUGUCGCCCCUGACGACUCGCAUCGCAAAACGGGCCGUGUCGAGCGCAGCGUCUCUGUGAAGGGCAAACCAAUCUCCCUUCCCAUCUCACAACCCACCUCACCUGGGAUUCUACAUCCAGGGACCCUGGACGAGUCCGACGAGUUUCAGCCACAUCUCCGGCAUUCCUACGCGGAGAACCCCUCACCUGUGGCACCGCAAUCUCUCGCCUACCAACAACAAUACCAAGCUCAACGAGCUCCCCUACCUUCCCAUCCUGCUCACGCCCAAGACAACCCCGAGUGGUCACAACAACCUGUGCAACCGCUUUAUACCAAACUUCAGCGGUCCAACACCGACCCAACCCUGCUUGAACAGUACGUCCGACCAUCGCCGACCGAUAUUGUCCCCGAGUCACCACGAUACGCGUCGGAACAUCAUCAUCGGGGACAGGCUUUCCCCCCUGCCCAGGAUCCGGUAUUGAAUACCCGGCCCCCAUCCCAGCAGACUCACGAGCCGCUUUCCCCGUUACAGUCCCUUUAUCCUGACGCCAUGCAGUCUUCCGCGCAGGUAUCACAAAACCAGGGUCAAUUUCAUCAAUUGGACAGACAAAAGUCCGCAGGUUCUCCGCAGCAGAACCGGAGUCGGCAGGGUAGUGUGUCAAACAACAUGCCUGAUCCCGGACGGAGCACACCCACCAAUACACACCGCCGCGAGGAUUCCGGGGAAGUGGACGUGCGGGCAUUGAUCCAGAAGCAUGAUGAGCUCCAGGCCAAGUAUUCCAAGGUGAAACGAUACUACUUUGAGAAAGAUGCGCAGGUUCAGCAUCUUCAGAACACGGUAGCACACCAACGGAUGGCGGUGUCACGUACCGUACUUGACGAUAAUGAAUAUACCAACCGAUUCCAGCGACUUGACGGAGCGAUUAAAGACCUAGCAUUCUCCGUGCGCAAAUAUUGGCGCAGUAUUCCAUCGUGGCUGAAUGGAAUGGUCACCGACGAUGCUUUAUCGGUGGGCAUGAAAGAAAUGACCGCGGUCGGACGGGCGGUAAUCAGCCGAUGGCUAGUAGAAGAAGUAUUCCAGCGUUAUUUCCAUCCAUCCUUGGAUCCAGCAUUCAGCGUGCAACUGAAAAAUAUCGAAAUGAACCUGCGACGGCAGCGACCGUCAUCCGACGAAGACCGCGAGAACGCCUCCGCCAGACUCUCCUACUGGCGCCGCACGACCUUCGACGGACUAAGUGAUUCCUUAGUCGGACCUGAUGCCCAAGAACAUCGCGUUGAGCUAGUCGAGCAUUUAAUAGUGGAACUUGCUGCCUUCAUGGGGUCUCAGCUGCACGAAAUCGCGUCGCCAGGGCUAGAAGCAAGCGUGCGCAUGAUCAUUGAGAACUCAAUCAACAUCAUAGAGAAAAUCCCCCUUGAAGCCCGCGAUGUCUGCGUCGAUUACUUCCCACCGGGCAUUUCCCUCGCCGAGCAAUAUAUGAAGGUCGAAGGCCAACUACCCGCACUGAGUCACCCACCCCCACCACCCUCAGACCAAGAGCAGCCUGAGGAGCCUGCCGCGGCAGAGGGGGAUGCCUCAUCCGGCCCAACCGCUGGAGUGAUAGAGAACCCCUCACCGGCACAGCAAAAGCCCUCGAAGAAGUCCAUCUUUGGCGCGUUGAUAAGCCGCAAGCAUGCCUCCAACGAGAUGAGUCGUCCGGCGCCGGCGCCGGGACCAGCCGAAGACAAGAGUGAGCCUGCAGAUGUAGCUCCGAGCAACCCGCGCAUCCGGUUCGCAGCGUUCUUGGCCGUCGAAGUACGCGGUAAGGGUCCUCCAACGGUGCUGAUCAAGUCGCCUGUGUGGCUGGUGGAAUAA